Amphibalanus amphitrite is the source of this 1027-nucleotide messenger RNA. RefSeq names its product mitochondrial import receptor subunit TOM20 homolog. The record is from RefSeq and is a predicted model, not a curated record. The transcript has 3 exons. Gene Ontology annotation, biological process: protein import into mitochondrial matrix; protein targeting; tRNA import into mitochondrion. Gene Ontology annotation, cellular component: mitochondrial outer membrane translocase complex; mitochondrial outer membrane. Gene Ontology annotation, molecular function: transmembrane protein transporter activity. Bases 254 to 712 code for a protein of 152 amino acids. NCBI's taxonomy places the organism in Eukaryota, Metazoa, Arthropoda, Thecostraca, Balanomorpha, Balanidae.
GCUUUUAAAGCAUGGAUUUUUGUGCUACCCAUGACUUCUAUAAACAAUUUACCCUAUGCUACUUUUGUGAACCCAUGACUUUUAUCUAUGACCCAAGCUAUGACCCAUGAACUAUGACUGUUUCUAUGACGUCAUCAACUUUCUAUUUUUUGCUUUUGAAAUACAAAUUUACUGUCAUCCUUGCGUGCCCCGAAUCUUCCUUUCUCAAAGCCGCGUGUGACGAGUGCUGGUCGUCGCCCCGCGCAUCCUUCAAAUGACGAUGUUAUCUCGAACAACAGUUGGGAUUGCCGCAGUUUGUGGCACCCUUUUCAUGGGGUACUGCAUUUACUUCGAUAAGAAGAGGAGAAGUGCGCCCGACUUCAAGAAAAAGCUCCGCGAAAAGCGUCGGAAGCAGGGGGCGCGCGCGGCGGCCGGCGGCUCGGCGCUGCCCGAUCUGCGCUCCCAGGAGGAGGUGCAGACGUUCUUCCUGCAGGAGGUGCAGCUUGGCGAGGAGCUGCUGGCGCAGGGUAACAUGGAGGAUGGCGUGGAGCACCUGUGUAACGCGGUGGCGGUGUGCCACCAGCCGCAGCAGCUGCUGCAGGUGCUCCAGCAGACGGUGCCGCCCCAGGUGUUCCAGCUGCUGCUGCAGCGACUGCCGCUCGCUGGACAGCGUCUGGCCGCGUCCGCUGCCGCCAAGGAGAGCGCCUCCAUCACCGAGGAUGACGUGGAGUAACCGGACAGUGGUCCUGUGACGUCAUAACAAACACUACCACCCGCUCUGGGUGACGUCACCGCGGCGCGCGUGUGCGAGUGUGCGUCCGUGCGUGGGUCUCGGCGCGUGUGCGUUUGCCAGGUGUGUGCGUGUGUGCGUGUGAAAGAGGCGUGUUCUUUGAUGUGAGGCUGACGGAGAUCUCGCGCUUCGUUGGAGUCCGUACAAGGCCAAGGGCACUACCGAGCGUUUUCUAACAAGCGUGCGUCUGUCGCCUAGUCAUGAUUGUGUGGACUCUGUUAAUAGGUAUUACAUAAUUAAUAAACAGACUUUUACACA